AUGACCGGUCAGAGGGUGAUGGGCAAGCAGACUCGUCCGCCUCAUCUUUCUGCAAUCACUGCUCAGCCCAAGGCUGUGUUCUGGUCCUCCGUCUUCGGUCAGCCUGCAAAAUGCCACGUUGAGGCUCGACUGUCGGCCACUUCUGCUGUGUUCGCAAUUCUGUACGGCUCUCUAGUGCGAAGAUCCUUUACAACCUAUCUUGCUCUCAAUCGAUCGGCAGCCCAGGAAAACGAGAUAGAAAGAACUAGUUAUAGCCGAAAAUACAGGAAAACCGGUGUCCUUUCAGUCGACUUUGUCAAGAACUUAUUCGUAGACAAUACAAAGGACCUCCGACAAAGUUUGGAAGACGAUCUCAAGAAACAAGGAUUUAAUAGCGAAGAUUUUCAAGAACUAGAGGGACUGCACAGUUACGUUCUCGCCUCCUCCAAGAAGCUGUACGCGAUCCUACUCUACUCGGGCCGUUCGGAGUGGAUUGUUGCUGCUUAUCGAUGCCAACCUCGCAUCGACGACCGGAUCUUUAGCAGAAAACAUGGCGCGGAGGCACCGCAAUGUUUACUUGAGGAUCUGCUUAAAACAGCAUUAGAAGAUAUCGCCGAAUAUGUUGUCAUGAACCAAUGGAUCAUACCUCCUGUCCUUACUCCUGACACUCAUCGAAAGUUCUCAUCAAAGCACUUCAGGUUUCCCUUCGUGAGAAAACCGAAAGAAGUUGGCCAUGGGUCGGGCGGUGUGGUAUGCCAGGUUGAAAUUGCACCUGGGCACUUGGAGGCAGAGGGUUAUGAGCCGGGCAGCCUCGUAGCAUACAAAACGGUCGGGGGGGAGGAUGGCGAACCUUGGUCAAAGAUAUUGCAGGAAGUCAACACCCUCCGUGCGCGCAAGCAUGAUAACAUUGUGCCACUGUUCGCGAGUUUCUCCGCACAAAGUGAAGAGCCUGUAACCGAGGACUCUUCGGAACAUAUCCUAUACAUGCUGUUUCCUUUCGCUACAGGCGGUGACAUGAGGAAAUGGUUGACUCUAGAGACUGCUCCAGAAGGCCUGAAUGAGACGCACGCCCGCCAAGACUUCAUAUUCCGCUCCAUGCAGGAAAUCGUUUCUGGAUUGGCAUACAUCCAUCGCGAGAUCGACCAGAUCAUAGGGGUUCAUCAUGAUUUGAAACCAAGUAACAUACUAUUGUUCUGUCACGGAACAGCAUAUUGCUGGAAGAUCUGCGACUUCGGCAAGGCGCACCUUAGGAGAGUGGAAGAUGGCACAGGAAUUUUGCACACUGAGGGCAAUGACUUCGGGACCUACGAGUAUCGACCCCCGGAGUACUUCACUGGCCAUGAUAAGCUGAACCUUGAGAAACAUGGCCGUGCCUUCGACAUAUAUGGCCUAGGCUGCGUGUUUCUAGAGUUGGCAACGGUUUACAAGUAUGGCUGGUCGCCGAACGGAUUACCCAGGUUCACCACGCUGAGACGAGAAAACACAAUCCACGCGUUCACUGGUCCUAUGCAGCGCCUAGUGAAAGGAAAAGAUCAAUCAUUCCACAAUAACACAAAUAUCGUCAGGCUUUGGAUAUCCGAUCAUUUGAAAAUGAAUAACAACGAUGCCCACUUUAGCACGGUUGUUGAUAUGAUUAAGUCCAUGCUUAAAAGUCGGAAACAGAGAAUAUUUGCGUGGGAGGUGGACAUGGAGCUUUACUUCAUGCGCAAUCGAGAUGAAAAGGAAGAAGUACUGAAGACCAGAUUUCGAAAUCUUGUGCAAGGAGCCAGAGCACCUCUCACUGCUCUAGACAAUCAACACAAUCCGUUACGUAGAGCUAUAUCGAAGGAUAGACCAGUCUGGUGGAAAACCAUUCUUGAAGAGCACAAUUGGUCGAACAACGAGCCGACGACCACAGGAGAGCUAGCUCGAAGAGAGAGGGCGGGGAAUCUGUGUUCCAAGCCGCGCUACUCGACACUGAGUGAUUAUGCCCUACCGUUCGAUUACCAACAUAAUAGGUUUUUCAGCCGCCAUAAGAUCGAUGCGAAGAUCACGAAAGGCUUCAAGGAGUCAAAUUGCGUUGGACUGUGGGGACUUCCCGGCGUAGGGAAGUCACAUUUGGCAUAUCGCCACGCGGACAGAUAUCGCGAUCCUGCUCGGCCAGAAGAUAGAAAGCACACGUUUUGGGUUAACGCGGCAAAUCGAGGCGAAUUCGAUCUAUCGCUGAAAGCAAUAUACAACAAGAUAAAUGCUAGUGACCUAGAAGCUGAAAGAAAGAAUACCGUCGAUGUGAGAGAUUGGCUAACUGAAUGCGAUAACGGGCCCUGGAUAAUGGUAUUGGACAGUCUCGAUGACGAGGAUUUUGCAAAGAGGGUUGCAGAAGAACUGCCCACAAACUGUGGGCAGAUAUUGAUCACUACAGUGAGCAGGGCUAUCUGCAAACAUUUCAUGGCAUUUCAGGAGGAGGUGUGCCUGCAAGUCAACAAUCUGGAAUUAGAGGAUCGGCGAGCCAUCUUCCGUUAUUACAACCGGGACCCUGUCAUGGACAAUAAGAACAUCUCGAACUAUCUUCUGGAAAAAAUAUAUCUGCCUGAUCAUACCAAAUUUGUAGCCACAUACUUGGCACAGUACUCAAUCUCUGCCGAAAGACUCUACCAUGACCUGAAAGCUGGAAGACGAGAAACAAUCCAUGACGCAGUCAAGGCUGGGUACAGCGAUAAGAAGCGAGGCAUUACACCCGCAUUUUACGCUGAUAAAUUAUUCAGCUCACUCAUUCGCGAGUCUGCACUCCGCCGGAAUGAGAAGGAUCCUUCAGGACUAUGGCCUUGUGAUGACAUGCAUGUGUUAGGGAAGCUCUCUUGCCUCGGCCAGGACAUGCAUUCACCCUUGAUCGAGAUGAUGUCUGAAGGUCAUAGCCGAUUCGACAAGAUGCUUGGGGAGUUGAGGAAUCUAUCAUUUCUAACCCAGGACAAGCAAAACAACUACUACAUGCCCGAAUUUCUCCAUGGAGCCGUACACGACUGGGUCGAAGAGCGAUUAAGCAUUGUCGAAUUGCUCAAACUACAUGAGUUCGCGUUGAAGAUUUUGCUUCGCCUUUAUCGAAAGGAAACAAAAGGGGACUUCACUCCAGGAGCUAGCAGACGCGGACAAUACUGUUACCUUCGCAUGGUGAAAUUCAGGGCGCACUUCGACCGCUUUCUGGACUUCGUACGGUCAAAGGGCCAACAGCCAGUAAAAUACGGUGUCUCCAACGACAUGGUCGAAGCUGUGCACACAUUCUCUCAGCUGUAUCUAGACGACGCGUACUAUGAAGCCGCAAUUGACGUUCUUCGGUUCAUGUUCAACCACUAUCGAGAACAAAAGUACCGUUCACCCCUCCGCCACCUCCUGACCCAGGCGUACAUUUCAUCAUCGUCUGGAACAGCCGAACAGCAUCGAGAGGAAGCAGAGUUCCUACUGAAGGAUCUAGAAACAGAAGCAAAUAGUCAAGACAACGAAAUGGAGCGAGUUAAAUGGACUCUCCUGUCUGCUCAGCUUUGGAAUAAGUCUUCGCGGCCAGACGAGUCGCUCGCGUUGUUGACAGGAUCUUGCGACCUACAUCUCACUAUUAAAAACGGGGAGCCAAUACUUGCUGCUCCACAGAAAUGGAAAGUAAAGAAGGCACGCACUUACGCGAUCCGUUUGCAAAUAGAGCAAGCACGAGCUCACCUAGCGAAAGCUCGACUCACAAACGCCGAUCAGGACGAACGCAAACAGCAGCUUGGCAAGGCUUUCAGUAGCCUCCAAGUCGCUCGGAGAGCUUCGUCUCACUGGUUUAAGGAAGAGCACAGCUCGUUGCUUCUAGAGAUUGAGGAGAUAGACGCUGAUGUAUCAUUCGAAACCGGUGAGCCGGACGCGCUACACAAAGCUGCAGAAUUUCUGGCGUCACGUGUCGAAGCUGUCGAAUCCGAGUGCAAGAUGAAGGAUCGAGCAGAAAUACAUAAAUGGGAUCUACAGUGUAAACUCGCUCGUGUCUGGGCUGGUUCAUCCGAUACCGAGCUCCAAAAGAAAGCAGCUGAUACGCUGGCGGGGCUGCUCAAAGAUUAUAGAGACCAAUAUGGUAAACUCCAUGGACACACCUUGCGUUGCGCUGAAUACCUUGCUAAAGCCCUCGAAGUCGCUGGCAAUCACGAGGCCGCGCAACAGAUCAAAAGGGAAUUUCAAUGGAAAGCUGCCCAGUAGUCUUUAAGCUUGAGGCAAAAGAAGGAAUGGGCUUUGUAUAAUGUUAUAUUACUGUGAGAAUGCGCUGUAUAGCUGGCGUUGCUUUAUUGAUUGAGUAAAAUGUGUCUUGCCUAGGUACUUUUAGGAUGCCAGAGUACUAGGAUGCCGAGCAUAGAAUUAAUCCAAUCGGAUAUAGCUAUUCUGAACUAGUAGCCAUGUCUCUCAAUG
Messenger RNA from Lindgomyces ingoldianus, 4386 nucleotides. RefSeq lists its product as uncharacterized. Gene Ontology annotation, molecular function: ATP binding; protein kinase activity. NCBI's taxonomy places the organism in Eukaryota, Fungi, Ascomycota, Dothideomycetes, Pleosporales, Lindgomycetaceae. The record is from RefSeq and is a predicted model, not a curated record. The transcript has 4 exons. Gene Ontology annotation, biological process: protein phosphorylation. Bases 1 to 4179 code for a protein of 1392 amino acids.